CUUAAGAAGAAAACAUUUACUGAAUGGACAGAAAUUUAAUGCUUAUCAAGAAGAAAAAGGCAUGUUGUCAAAUCAGUUCAGAUUCUAGCUGAGGAGGAUCAAAACUUUGUAUUUAAAAUGGAAGUUGAUGUGAAUGGAGAGUCCAGAACUGCCCUUUCUGCCCUGCCUGUGCCUCUUGCAGAGGUGAGUUCUGCAGCCAGGAUGGAAGCAGAAAAGCCACGCUGUUCCAGCACCCCAUGCUCACCAUUGCGGCGAACAGUUGUGGGAUAUCAGAUCCUUCACAUGGAUUCUAACUACCUGGUUGGCUUCACAACUGGAGAGGAGCUGCUAAAAUUAGCCCAUAAAUGUACGGGAAGUGAAGAGAACAAAGGAGAAUCUGGUCCUAACUUGGGCUCCAAACAUCUUGAUUCAGGACUGCCACGUUCUUCACGUUUGUACAAAACUAGAAGUAGGUACUACCAGCCGUAUGAGAUCCCAGCAGUAAAUGGAAGGAGGAGGAGACGGAUGCCCAGCUCAGGGGAUAAAUACAAUAAAGCUUUACCAUAUGAACCUUAUAAGGCACUUCAUGGUCUCCUGCCUCUCUGUCUUUUGAAAGGUAAAAGGGCUCAUUCAAAAUCCCUGGACUACCUCAAUUUAGACAAAAUGAGCAUUAAGGAACCUGCUGACACAGAAGUGCUACAGUACCAGCUCCAGCACCUUACUCUUAGAGGGGAUCGUAUGUUUGCAAAGAAUAGCACAUGAGCUGUCAUCUCAAAUUUAGAAAUGGUGUCUGAUCUUUUCUCUGUUGCUGCAAAGAUCCACUGUUUUACUAGCACAUGACUAUUCACACUGUAGGUGGUUUUAUCAGUUCAGUGUUACCAGGAAGUAAUUUAUUUGAAUACAAUCUUGGCAGUGCAGUGUUCUACAGAUACUUGGAGAGAGAAAUCUUUCCUGAUCAAGCAGCUUCUGAUACAGAUUUGACUGCAACUAGUAGAUAUUUCUUCAGACACAUUUUAACAAAAAAAAGCUUUUGAUGUUGGGAUUUUUUUUUCUGUACUGCUUCAUGUACUAUUUACAGUAAUUCAACACUGACAAAUUAAUGAUGUCUGCUUGGUUACUAAUUUUGGCAUGAUGUUAGAAACUGCUCUUGGAUAAGUACUCAAGGAGGUUUUCUGGGUUUACUUUUUGUUUCUGUAGUAAAAUCUAUGGGUUUUUCUUACAACGUGGACUGGAAAGUGAGCUUGAUUGGAUGAAUCACUUGCUAUUUAAACAGUCCAAUUCAUACAUUUUGACAAUGCGCUUGUACUGGUGAUGUGGGUGAGAUUUAUUUGUAAAAGAAACCUUUGCUACUUGAAUCCUAUUAAAUUAUUUUUUUAGUUUCUGCA
Molecule: messenger RNA, 1364 nt
Organism: Ficedula albicollis (Collared flycatcher)
Lineage: Eukaryota; Metazoa; Chordata; Aves; Passeriformes; Muscicapidae
Gene: MACIR
Product: chromosome Z open reading frame, human C5orf30
Exons: 2
Coding region: 118-741 (207 amino acids)
Biological process (GO): negative regulation of fibroblast migration; negative regulation of cytokine production involved in inflammatory response
Source: RefSeq, a predicted model, not a curated record